GGCACUGGAGGAAAAAAAAAAAAAAAAAAUUAUUGCAUGGUACCACAAGGGAGAAAUUGGUUAAAUUUUCCCCCCUAGUUCCCCAAACUCUGGCCCCUUACACACGAUGGAGGUGAACAAGGCAAAGCUGGGAGUAGCUUCCAGCUGGGGCAGCUUGUGCUGGGAACUGAGCACAGGAACACCCAGGGGCGGUUCAAGGGCAGGCAGCUUCACUCUGCGCCUCGGCCAACCCCCAGCACUCCUUUCUCCUCGCCAGGAGGGCAGCAUGGCCACAGCAUUCACACAAAACUCCUGUGCUGACACUGACCAGAGCUUCAUGCCUUGGUGCUGAAGAGACAAAAACCCCUAAGAAGGCAAUGGGUGAGCCAGCACAGGCUGUGGUCAUGAAGACUUUUGGAGGACGAGAUGAGACCUGCAAGGAGAAAAUCCAGUCUCACCUGCAAUCCCUAAGGAAGGUGUUAACAGAGUUUCUGGACUGGAGAGUGAGCGAAGAGAAGAGACACCAGGACUACCUGGAGAUGAGUGAAGCCGAGCGGCGCCGCAUUCAGGCUGAGUUCGAGCGGCUGCGCCGGCUGCUGGCGGAGCAGGAGCGCACGGUGCUGGGGCGGCUGGCUGAGCUGGACGACACCUUCGCAGCUACUCACGCCGAAAAAUCAUUGCGGGUGGCCGAGGGAGUCGCACAGGUCCACAGACUCAUCGGGCAGCUGGAGGCCAGGUGCUUGACCCAGGAUGUUGGGAGCAUCCUAAGCAGCGAAAUGAGGCUCCACCUCCCCUCGGGGCUACCCAAGGAGCUGGAAAAGAGCCUGAGCUCCUGCUGCCGCCAAAGCGACGCUCUGUGGGAGGCCCUGGAGAAGUUCAGAGACACAGAUCCCUCCAUGGGUCUCCCCACACCAAAGACGACGCUGGAGACUGGCACGACUCCUCUCCCACAGCUUUUGGCAGAGAGAAAAUGUGUGCGGUGGGAUGAGGAGGAGGAGCAGGACUAGGCCAGAGAGCCUCGUUAAGGCCCGGAGCUGGCUGGCAGCUCUCAUGGAGGUCAUUGCCAGGAGAUGCAGGACUGCAGGAUGCUGCCUGUGCAUCUUUAUCCUAGGUUCUGCCCAUAUUCCUAGGGGCACAAAUAGUUUUAUGACAAGCUUCCCUCCAAGCUGCUUUAAUUAGUAACAAAUUUUGUGCUGCUUCUCACCAGUUCAGGUCACGAAUUAAAGAAAUACAAAUUUAAAAACCCACCCCCGAUCUUCCUUUUGUGCUUGUGUGUAUGCAUAGGCUAGAUUUUAAGGUAUUUUCUUAGUUUUGCUGGGCCAGGGAGGAGGGAGCAGGCGAGCGAGGGGCAGCGGGAUACACGGGUUCCGGUUCUCGGGCACAGAGUGGCGGACCUGUCCCGGAGCCUAAACUAUGCGGCCUUGGUUGAGAACAGCACAUCCCGCUCCUCCCCGCCGCUGGAAGCGGCUGCCCCGGCUCUGGCUGUCGUCACUCGGCUGCCCCCUAACCCUCACACGAUAAGCAGCGCGAUAAGCGGCGACUCCCCGCAGGAGCUGCGCCUG
Hirundo rustica (Barn swallow) is the source of this 1541-nucleotide messenger RNA. Its product is annotated as E3 ubiquitin-protein ligase TRIM11-like. NCBI's taxonomy places the organism in Eukaryota, Metazoa, Chordata, Aves, Passeriformes, Hirundinidae. The transcript is spliced from 7 exons. The record is from RefSeq and is a predicted model, not a curated record. Bases 357 to 986 code for a protein of 209 amino acids.